This is a messenger RNA of Aspergillus versicolor CBS 583.65, 1317 nucleotides long. RefSeq lists its product as uncharacterized. The record is from RefSeq and is a predicted model, not a curated record. Bases 1 to 1317 code for a protein of 438 amino acids. NCBI's taxonomy places the organism in Eukaryota, Fungi, Ascomycota, Eurotiomycetes, Eurotiales, Aspergillaceae. The transcript is spliced from 2 exons.
AUGGCUUCAAAUUCGACCUGGUACACAGAAACCCUAGAGCUGAUUACCUCGACCGAUGAACAGCAUAGGCCUGUGACUACCACGGUCCUUUCGCUCUCGCCACCAAAUGAUUCAACGGCUUCAUCAACCUGGUUUAUCGUCUCCACCAAGACAGUUGAGGAGUAUGUAACAUGGAUAUCGAACCUAUCUACCCCCGUCACCCGCACCCUGCCCGAGGAGACGAAAACCCAACAAGAUGCGACACGACCUGUUAAAUCUGCGGAUUCAAGUCCUGCCUCGCCCUCUUCUAGCGUUGCAAAUGAGGAUACAACCGCUCUCCGAUCGGUUCAAUCUUCCAACGGGAUCAGCAACGGAGCGCUAGCAGGCGCAAUCGUCGGCAGCAUCAUCGGAACAGCCCUAGUCACCCUCCUGCUGGCAUUCCUCUUCUUCCGACGACGAAAUGCCAAACCGGCCAAACAGAUCGAUGACGACACAUUCGCCGGCGCUGCAACUCGACACAGGAAAUCCAAAUCGAAAUCGGGUGCUUUUCCACUCGCCGAUAUCAUCCCUCAGCCGGAACCUGCUGAUGACGAUACCGUCCGCAGACGCAUUCUUACUCUGGUCGACCAGGCGGGUCUGCAUAUUGACAACUAUUAUGUCCCUGGUUCUACGCCUGCGCAUUUAUCCAGCGAGCAGAGUGCCCGGCUGGCGGUGUAUAACUCGGCUGACCUCCCUGCGCCGAUUGAGACGUUGCUUGGCCAGCGGGAGAUACGGAGGCAGGCCAUCAAGUAUGCCCUUGUGAGGACGAUCUUACGGGGAAUCAUACCCGGUGGCAAUGGGAACGGCGAGCUUCUCCCAAGGGCGUUUGCGGAUAUGCCAGUUGUUGAUGGCAGUAGUGGCUCAGCCGCAGUCUUCAACUGGCGCAUGCUCACAGCACACCUCUACUCCCAGACACAGUCCAACACAACCACGCACAGCAGCAGCAACAGAAACAGCAAAACCCAGCCCUCCACAUCCAUAACCGAAGAAUCCCCUAUCCAAGCAACAGAAUCCCUAGCCGGUCAAUUCACAGCCGCAUUCAACCCGUACAGCUUCCCAAGCUUCACGCCCGAAGAACGCACAUCGCAUCUGGAGACGCUGGCGUGUUCGGCGGCGGAUUUGGGAGUCUGGUUGUUUUCACAGCCUUGCUCGUUUGAGUUUGAUUGGGGAGGUUCAGGGACUGCGGAGAUUCGUGUUGUACCAAGGGUUUUGAAAGUCGCUGAUGAGAAGGGUGGGCUGUUGGUGACGCCGCAGGUUCUGGUCGAGGGGGAGAAGGUCGCUUAUACGCCCAGGGCUUAG